AUGCUGGAGAAUGGGUCCCUAAGAAACUGCUGCGGGCUGGGCGGGCGAGGGGGCUUCGGCUUCUCCCAGGGAGGGGACGAAGAGGAGGAGGAAGCGGCGGGAACGGGAGGAGGAGGAGGAGCGGCGGCUGGGGCAGACCCGAGGCCAGGCUGGGUGGUCACGGCGCUGUCCAGCGUGCUGAUCUUCACCACCGUGGUGGAUAUCGUGGGCAGCCUGCUGGUCAUCGUCUCAGUGUUCAAGAACCGCAAGCUCAGGAAUGCAGGUAACGCGUUUGUGGUGAGCCUGGCAUUGGCUGACUUAGUGGUGGCCUUGUACCCUUUUCCCUUAGUGCUCACCGCCAUUUUCUACAAUGGCUGGUCCUUUGGGGAUAUGCACUGCAAAGUAAGUGGCUUUGUGAUGGGCCUAAGCGUCAUCGGCUCCAUCUUCAACAUCACCGCCAUUGCCAUCAACAGAUACUGCUACAUCUGCCACAGUUUUGCGUAUGACAAAGUGUACAGCUGGUGGAACACGAUGCUGUAUGUCUGCCUGAUUUGGGUACUGACGUUUGUUGCAACUGUGCCUAAUUUUUUCGUCGGCUCUCUCAAGUAUGAUCCGCGUAUCUAUUCCUGCACGUUCACCCAGACGGCUAGUUCCUAUUACACCAUUGCCGUUGUCAUCAUCCACUUCAUUGUCCCAAUCACCAUUGUGAGCUUCUGCUACCUUCGGAUCUGGAUCCUGGUGAUCCAAGUGAGGAGGAGAGUCAAAUCAGAGGUCAAGCUGAGGCUGAAGCCAAGCGACUUUAGGAACUUCCUCACCAUGUUUGUGGUCUUUGUGAUCUUUGCCUUUUGCUGGGCGCCGCUGAACUUCAUUGGGCUGGCUGUGGCCAUUAACCCUUCAGAAAUAGCACCCAAAGUUCCUGAGUGGUUGUUCGUUGUAAGCUACUUCAUGGCCUACUUCAACAGUUGCCUUAACGCAAUAAUAUAUGGACUUCUGAACCAAAACUUUCGGAAGGAAUAUAAACGAAUCUUCAUGUCACUGUGGAUGCCAAGGCUGUUUUUUCAGGACACUUCCAGGGGGGGGACCGAAGUUCAGAAGAGCAAGCCGUCUCCUGCUUUAAAUAACAAUGACCAAAUCAAAACCAACACCUAG
Molecule: messenger RNA, 1128 nt
Organism: Rhineura floridana
Lineage: Eukaryota; Metazoa; Chordata; Lepidosauria; Squamata; Rhineuridae
Gene: MTNR1B
Product: melatonin receptor 1B
Exons: 2
Coding region: 1-1128 (375 amino acids)
Biological process (GO): G protein-coupled receptor signaling pathway
Cellular component (GO): membrane
Molecular function (GO): melatonin receptor activity
Source: RefSeq, a predicted model, not a curated record